Molecule: messenger RNA, 1690 nt
Organism: Amoebophrya sp. A120
Lineage: Eukaryota; Dinophyceae; Syndiniales; Amoebophryaceae
Source: the annotation of a GenBank genome assembly
AAGUUUUCUCGUUGCUGCCACUGCAGCCGGGUGCCUAGAGUAAGUAUGUACUAGAAACAGGUUUUGUGGAGUUUGGCUUAAACCUUUCCUUCGUCACUCAGUGUAUUUGCGCUCGAACACAACAUGAGAACUACCAACGAGCCGCGCAUAUCCUUCACAUUGGGAGGAGGCACGUCGGAGGAGCAUGGAAACAGUCGGAGCUCACGCUACCGCGCCGAGGACGACGGACCGAUUUGGAAGGCUGCCCCACCACAAGAUGUCGAUGACAGCUGCACGAUUCAGGGCGGCUUUCUCCAGCAUCGGACAGAAGACAAGAGACCAGACGGAGACACCAGAAUCCAGGCGCCGGUUGUUCUCCCGCUGAUAUUGGGUCAGUCGGACGAUCGUGCUUCCGAUCCGGGGGACGGAGGAGCACAGGACUUCGAAAACUGCGAACGCUUACAGAACAUCGCCACAAUGCUCAGCCAAGCCGUGCCCGCCGUACAGAAAUCCAUCCGGCAUUCAAGUAUAAAGAAUAGUUGCUUACUUCUAGAAAAUACUUUGUUUGCGGUAUGUCAUGGGAAAAAAGUCGCACCCGUUUCUGCAGCCAAAGAAUCCUACAAUCACUCGCAUUCGUCCAGGGUCCCGCGAGCAUCGGUUAGAGGAGGAGAACGCGCGUUUACGCACGGCACUAGACGAAGCGAAGGCGGAAGCCCUACAACUUCAGCGAAUCUUGGAACAGGAGCGGACGAAGCACCGAAACGACCUGAAAGAAAUGGAAUCGAUGUACUCAGUACUGCUGGACCAGCACGAGCGGGUAAGAUUUUCGUUGCUCCUUGUCGAUAGUUAAGUUGUUCAGUGCAUUUGGAUUUCGUUUUCUUUCUGCUUGCAUUUGCAUAUCAGACAUAAAACGAUGGUUUUACAUCAUUCUCGCUACAGACCGUCGAUAAGCUGCAGCAAACGCAGCAGUUUACAGCGGCUCCUUCACCAGGAAUUGUCGUUGAUACCGCCUCUGCGAAGGGGGGUACGCACAGUAAUCACAGCGGGUCGACCAGCCCGCAGCCACAGGAGGAGCCAUAGGAGACAAGAUCUUUUUCCAAGUCCUCGCUACCAGCUUGAGGGCGGUGAUUGACUGGAUGGCAAGUCCGGUUAGUUAGGAAGCCAAUACUAGUUUUUGAUCAUCAACUACACCCCCAUGACUCAACAAAGCUGCUGGAGGAAGAAUUCCAUAAUUUGUGAAAAUACUUGUUGGUUGACAAUUAUCUGCACUUCCACUAGCUGAAAUUUUCCCUACUAUCAGCUUGCAACUACGCCUACGAAAUAAUGACCCAUAAAUCUGAAUGAAACAACUCGUUGUCACACCUAUUUCUGCCUUGCAUAAUCCUUUUCAUCUGCCCUUCUUGGCGCUGCGUGCAGGUGCAAAAGUCCAUGUAAAAGCGUAUCCGCGGGAGCGGUACCCCAUUCAGUUGGUUUACUUGUACACUCGCUGCAAUCUUCUCUAUGUCGUAUUCCGCACACAUUUUCAUUCGCUUCAAUGUACCCCGCGGACGUGGUUGAGACCAAGGGAAAUUCAUUGUCAAACAUGACAAAGAAACACAAAACAGCAGCCGCUGCCUAUCACCAUACGUAAUCUUGCACGUAUCAGGGUUCUCAUCCCUGUCCUCCUCCUCUGUGCCUCCUCCUCCGUGACGCGAUACCUAAAACGCUGCAU